AUGAACCGCUGGAAAGAGAGAAGCAGUCGAGUCCCUUCCUUCCUUCCCCACUCGCGACUCGACUCUUCUCUCUUUUCUCGCAGAAACAACAAGGGCACCAAGGAGGAGCAGGAGGAGAGGAACACCGAGAAGAACAAGGCCUCCAAAGGCACAUCUAUCCCCAUCCAUCCCUACCCCGAUUCCUCCUCCUCCCUUGCUCACCUCACCAUCCAAUCCCCAUCUGAUCUGACUUCGUCCGUUGAUUUCGUCUCUGUGUUUGCUUGCAGGCAGCUAGCUGGAGACCAACAAGAAGGCCAUGAACAUCCAGAUCCAGUGAAGGAGCCACCACAAGCCAGAUCUGGGAGGUGGAGGCCGGUCAUGCCCAUCUCCAGUGGCAGCGGGGGUCGUGGCUCUCCCUCCUAUGUGGAGGCCGAUUGGUUCCAGCGUGAGAAGGUCGAUUAGAGCGGAUCCAUGGACGACGACGGCGACGACCCUGACCGGCGGCGCUAGAGUUUCUCUGCGGCGGCGGCAACAACCUGGAUGGGCUCGUCGGGCCCCUAGAUGGGCUCGGCGGGCCUAUCUAGGUUUUUUUUGUUUUUUUAAAUCAUUAAC
Messenger RNA from Sorghum bicolor (sorghum), 591 nucleotides. RefSeq lists its product as uncharacterized. The record is from RefSeq and is a predicted model, not a curated record. Bases 1 to 441 code for a protein of 146 amino acids. The transcript is spliced from 2 exons. Lineage: Eukaryota; Viridiplantae; Streptophyta; Magnoliopsida; Poales; Poaceae.